AUGGAGAGAAUAGCAGAGAUUCUAUUCCUCACAACACACAACAGGAUGAGGAAGACAAACAAGACACACAGUGAUAGUUCACGAAGAAGUGAAAGUAAUAGCUACACUUCCGGCGGUAAAAGAAAGCGGAAGUCGCGUCAUCGUCAUGAUCGUCACCGGCAUCAUCAUCAUCGUCGUGAAAGGGAUGAUUCUUCAUUGGAAACAACAGAAGCCUUCAACAACGAAGCUCUAGAAUCGUCUGACCGUAUUCUGGCCAUGCAGUACCGAGUUAUGGCGACAAUACUGGAAACAGUGGACAAUCCUGUGGACGCAUUGGCACGAUGCAGAGUGUGCAUUGAUGAACUACACUCCAUGGCAGCUGUGAAAAACAGUUUAGAUGUUCAGCUAAAAAGAGGAAUCCGGGCAGUCAGGGGUUUGUUCAGUAAAGAGGAAAGGAGGGAAAUCAUCUGCAAUGUCUAUCAUGUGAAUCGUGUCAUCUACGACGUCACGGUAGCGGUUACUCAAGGUUUGUCUCUUGCGAUCUAUCCUGCUCAUAUUGUUGACACCGGAAAAGAAAACCUUCAAAUAUUGUCGGACGAACGAGUAAGCAAAGUUCUGCGCAAGAAUGGAAUGGAACACUUUUGUGUAACACCAUGGUCAUUCGGUCAGGAGGGCGAAGAAGAACAACAUCUAAGGUGGCCGACAGGUAUCGCUACAAACUCCAGCGGAGAAUUCGUUGUCGGUGAAUUUGAAGAUUGUCAUGUAAAGGUGUUUGACAGAAACGGCACCUUUGUGGAACAAAUCAGUCUCCCUAACGAGGACGCAAAUACAAAGUUAUGUAUUUGUGAUGUUGCCACAGACAUGAACGAUAACAUAUUUGUGCUGACCAUCCUGGAGAAGCCUGGGACUGAGAUAUCUUUUUGGGUUUACAAACUUACUAAAGCCGCUGAUCUGGUUCACAAGUUUCGUCUGAGAGGAAAGGACUGGUACAGAGGACUGUCGGUCAGUGAUACAGGAAAAGUAGUGACACUGAGGGGCAGGACAUUGGAGGAAUAUGACACUGAUGGAAAGUUUGUUCGAAAUUUCGGAAAAGGGAUAUUGAAGGAACCGAGGCAUUCCAUUGUUUCCAAUGAUGGCCGUGUUAUGGUAGUGGAAAGAUUUGAAUCCUGUGUUCACAUAUUUAGUGAACGCCGCGGCGACCAUCUCAACAGUUUUGAACUGCAAAGCUCAACUGGCUUUGGUUCAGUUAGGCUCGCAUUUCACCGAGCAGGUGAACAUGUCAUCGUCGCUGGUGCUGAAGAAAAGAAAGACCUGCAUGUAGAAAUCUACACCAAAAAUGGUGAAUUUGUGCGCAGCGUACAAAUCCAACAGGAAGGUAACUAUUCGGUCGAGGGGAUUACAGUGACUACUGAUGGACGCAUCGCUGUUGUUUUGAGUUUUUGGCCAACCAAAGGAAGUAAAGUACUUGUUCUGUGAACGCCUGGUAUUGCCGUUUUCACUCGUUAUUGACGUUCCUCCUUCCCACCCUACCCCAGUAGCAAUAAGCCGUGAUGUUUUGGAAAGCUUUUACGAGGAACUGUAAGUUUUUCCAAAACAGUAUUUUUUUUUUUGGUCGAACCCUGUUAUAUAGUAAUUUCCUGAGUUAUAAAGUUAUCAAAUGGAAACACACACUUCAGAACCGAUAUUACAUAUUACAUUUGAUUGAUGUGAGAAGGGAGGUAACUUGGAAACCAUAAACAAGUUGAAUUUCCUUAUUUAGAUAGGCCAGAGUUAAUAGAGGGAACUCUGGAUAGGCAUAUUCUGGAAAGUUUUCUUUUUUCUGUGUAAUGGAUUGUUUUGUACGUGGCCAUAUUUUAUGAAUGACUCCAAUUUCAGAGUUAACAGCAAUGAUGCAUUACAUUUCACAUUAUAAGCCUGACCGAGACUAAUGAUAAUGUUUCCAAACUUUUCUUAUGUUACAUUUUUCUGUUUUUCUAUAUGAUUAUGUAGUUUUCAUGCCGCAAGUUCCAGAAUGAUUGUACAUUAUAUUAAAAGUUUCUAUUACCCAUAAGUAUAUUUGCUUUUGUUUUCAGUAGUCAAACCUCUCAGAACUUACUAAUUAAGUAACACGAAAUUUCUGCAGAAAUUUUAUGUUACAAAUUGGUAGUUUCCUAAUUCAGAAGUGAUAUAAAGUUCUGCCGCAAACGUAUUUUUGCUGUCCAAGCUGUACAAUUUCAAUGUUUCCAAUAUAUUUAAUAGUUAACAUGAAAACAUGUCAGUAUUCCAACUAUUGUAUGAAAAGUAGAAGCAGAAGUUCCGUUUAACUGGUUCAGAACAUUUUAAGCUAAUUGCAUUGUUUCUGUUAGUAGAAAUCUUGAUCUCAGAUACACUCUGUUCAUGAAAGAGAAAAUGUUUAAUGAAAUGAUUUUGACAGUGAUUAUAACGAAAGUAGAGACAUUUUUUUUACCCUUUUCUUUCCUUGAGAUGUGAAGUGAAAAGUAAUUCUUCUCAAGAUGUAAAUGAAUUCUCUCAAAUGAUUCGUUGGCUUGUCUUGAGAAAAAAGAAUUAUGUACAAUCUAGAUCUUCUGAUAAAAAAUUAUUAAUCUUUGCUCCCUCUCUGAGUUUUAAGAUUUCAAAGAGAAUAGAUAUGGUGAUAGUUCAUAAAUUAAAAGGGUUUUGCUUAGACAUUGAUGAUCAAGAGGUGUGUAAAUAAGUUAUAUUUUUGAUCAUAUUGUCCCAAAUGAAAUAAUUUUAAGGGUGUUUGCUCAUUAUAAACCAAUGUGUUGAAUGUUACCUCUUUCUAGUUUCAGUAGUUAACAUGUCAGUGAUCAAAUGCCAAAGUUUCUAUUAUAGUUUAAAUUAGAUUUUUACUUGCUGUUUCAUUAAAUAUAUAUCGCUAAAAAAGUUUCUUGUUAAUCAAUUUUGUGUAACCUAAUUGACUGUAAAGCUUUUGCACUUUUUUUGGAUUAUUAGUUUUUAUUGUCAUUUUUAAAUCUCCUUUCGAGAUUUUCUAUAUUUCAAGGAGGAUCCUUUCGAAAAUAAAUUUUGAGGGGUGACUGGAAGUCUUCUCAGGAAACAUUUGCUUCUAUAUAUUGUUAAAUGUUUGUUUUGGCAUACAAGAGAAAAGUCUGAAAUUGAGUAUUCCAAAUGUAUAACAUGAUUUACAUACUAUCGUGAAGUAUUUUGUGGUUUAGUAGCUUUGAUUUUGAAAAGGUGCAAAUAAGAAAUAAACAAAUGUCGUUUA
Stylophora pistillata is the source of this 3202-nucleotide messenger RNA. RefSeq lists its product as uncharacterized. Gene Ontology annotation, molecular function: protein binding; ubiquitin protein ligase activity. The record is from RefSeq and is a predicted model, not a curated record. Lineage: Eukaryota; Metazoa; Cnidaria; Anthozoa; Scleractinia; Pocilloporidae. Gene Ontology annotation, biological process: protein polyubiquitination; proteasome-mediated ubiquitin-dependent protein catabolic process.